Messenger RNA from Metarhizium brunneum ARSEF 3297, 303 nucleotides. RefSeq lists its product as uncharacterized. Lineage: Eukaryota; Fungi; Ascomycota; Sordariomycetes; Hypocreales; Clavicipitaceae. The record is from RefSeq and is a predicted model, not a curated record.
AUGGAGAGACUGGAUCGUCUUCCGACAGAGCUGAUGAUUAAAAUCGCCAACUCUGCUCCAGACCUCGUGACUCUCCAUCACUUGACUGUCGCUUCAACUCGCAUCUCUGAAGCACUCGACCAAAUUGGCAUGGAGAUUCUCGAAUCAGUCAUGGAUAACGACACUCCUCCUGAAAUUCGGUACUUGGUCCGACUCGUGGCCAAAGUCCACGCCUGCACGCCAGCGGCCCCCAUGGCCACGACAUAUGAAGAAUUUCUGGAUAGAUACGUAAUCAGCAUUUACGGGACUUGUCUAGAAUUAUAG